CAUCCCCACACUGCCCGGGUCUUCAGUGGCACCGUGCUUUGCGACCUGGGCUUCAGGGCACUGGCAACCUGAGCCCCGGGGCUGGCGCCGCAGCUCGAGAACACAGACCCUCUUCUUUCUGGUGACUCGGCCAAGCCCAAGGUCACUGGGGACGUCACACCCGGUGCUUCCCGCAGGUCACUGGAGCCUGCCCCGCGUCACCCAGCUGCGGUAGAAGCCAAGAGCUUGGUCACCCUGCGUGUGGCCGUCCUGGAGAAUUGGAGCUGCUUCUGCUCUGCAGCGACCCUCGUGAGAGACCAAGAUGGCUGAGAAGCGGGUAUCUCGGGGGGCUGCACGUCGGCUCUGGUCCCUGACCCGGAGGCGCCGGGGAGCAGCAGGGCGCCUGAAGCCAGAUGAGAUCAUGCACCAGGACCUUGUCCCACUCUGUGCUGCCGACAUCCAGGAGCAGCUGAGGAAGCGCUUCGCCUACCUGUCCGGUGGACGGGGGCAGGACGGAAGCCCAGUCAUCACCUUCCCUGACUACCCCGCCUUCAGUGAGAUCCCAGACAAAGAGUUCCAGAAUGUCAUGACCUAUCUCACCAGCAUCCCCAGUCUGCAAGAUGCUGGCAUUGGAUUCAUCCUGGUCAUCGACCGGAGGCAGGACAAAUGGACCUCCGUGAAGGCUUCGGUCCUGCGAAUAGCUGCAUCUUUCCCGGCAAACCUGCAGCUGGUCCUCGUCCUUCGCCCGACAGGAUUCUUCCAGAGGACCCUGUCAGACAUUGCCUUCAGGUUCAACAGAGAUGACUUUAAGAUGAAGGUGCCGGUCAUAAUGCUGAGCUCAGUGCCAGAACUGCAUGGCUACAUCGACAAAUCACAGCUGACCGAGGACCUCGGGGGUACCCUGGACUACUGCCACUCUCGCUGGCUGUGCCACCGCACGGCAAUCGAAAGCUUUGCCCUCAUGGUGAAGCAGACGGCCCAGAUGCUGCAGUCCUUCGGGACUGAGCUGGCGGAGACGGAGCUGCCCAACGACGUCCCGUCCACCAGCUCAGUGCUGAGCGUGCACACGGAGAAGAAGGACAAAGCCAAGGAGGAUCUUCGGCUGGCACUCCGGGAGGGGCGGGGCAUCCUCGAGAGCCUCCAGGAGCCACCAGCAGAGGGCACUGUGCAGGGUGUGAACCAGGACCAGCUGGACAGCCAGGCCACAGUGCAGAGGCUCCUGGCCCAGCUGCACGAGACCGAGGCUGCCUUCGAUGAGUUCUGGGCAAAGCACCAGCAGAAGCUGCAGCAGUGCCUGUGUCUGCGCCACUUUGAGCAGGGCUUCCGUGAGGUCAAAGCCGCACUGGACGCAGUGUCCCAGAAGGUAGUGAGCUUCACGGACAUCGGAAACAGCCUGGCACAUGUGGAGCACCUGCUGAAGGACCUGGCCAGCUUCGAGGAGAAGUCCAGCGUGGCUGUGGAGAGGGCCCGUGCCCUGGCACUGGAGGGAGACGGGCUCAUCGACAACAAGCACUACGCCGUGGACUCCAUCCGCCCCAAGUGCGAGGAGCUGCGGCACCUCUGUGGCCAGUUCUCCGCGGAGAUCAGCAGGAGGCGGGGGCUGCUCAGCAAAGCCCUGGAGCUGCACAGCCUGCUGGAGACGUCCAUGAAAUGGUGCGACGAGGGCAUCUACCUGCUGGCCUCACAGCCUGUGGACAAGUGCCAGUCCCAGGAUGGCGCCGAGGCAGCUCUGCAGGAGAUCGAGAAGUUCCUAGAGACUGGUGCAGAGUACAAGAUCCGGGAGCUCAAUAAAAUCUACAAGGAAUACGAGUCCAUUCUCAACCCAGACCUCAUGGAACAUGUGCAGAAGGUCUUCCAGAAGCAGGAGAGCAUGCAGGAGAUGUUCCACCGCCGGCAGGCCAGCCUCAAGAAGCUGGCGGCCAAGCAGACGCGACCGGUGCAGCCCGUGGCCCCCAGGCCGGAAGCGCUCACAAAGUCACCUUGCCCAUCCCCAGGCGCCUGGCGUGGACCUGAGAACUACGGCUCUGAGGGCAGCGCACUGCGGCGGGGGCCCUACCGCAGGGCCAAGAGUGAAGCGAGUGAGAGCCGGCAGGGCAGGGGCAGCUCCACAGGGGAUGAGGAGGAGAGCCUGGCCAUCCUGCGCAGGCACGUGAUGAAUGAGCUGCUGGACACAGAACGGGCCUAUGUGGAGGAGCUGCUCUGCGUCCUGGAGGGCUACGCCGCAGAGAUGGACAACCCUCUGAUGGCCCACCUCAUCUCCACGGGCCUGCACAGCAAGAAGAGCGUGCUGUUUGGAAACAUGGAGGAGAUCUACCACUUCCACAACAGGAUCUUCCUUCGGGAGCUGGAGAACUGCAUUGACUGCCCGGAGCUGGUGGGGCGCUGCUUCCUGGAGCGGAUGGAGGACUUCCAGAUCUACGAGAAGUACUGCCAGAACAAGCCACGCUCCGAGAGCCUAUGGAGACAGUGCUCCGACAGCCCCUUCUUCCAGGAAUGCCAGCGGAAGCUGGACCACAAGCUGAGCCUGGACUCCUACCUGCUGAAGCCCGUACAGAGGAUCACCAAGUACCAGCUGCUGCUCAAGGAAAUGCUGAAGUACAGCCGGAACUGCGAGGGGGCUGAGGACCUGCAGGAGGCGCUCAGCUCCAUCCUGGGCAUCCUCAAGGCCGUGAACGACUCCAUGCACCUCAUCGCCAUCACUGGCUAUGAUGGCAACCUGGGCGACCUUGGCAAGCUGCUGAUGCAGGGUUCGUUCAGUGUGUGGACGGACCACAAGAAGGGCCACACCAAGGUGAAGGAGCUGGCACGCUUCAAACCCAUGCAGCGGCACCUUUUCCUGCAUGAGAAGGCCGUGCUCUUCUGCAAGAAGAGGGAGGAGAAUGGGGAAGGAUACGAGAAGGCGCCAUCCUACAGCUACAAGCAGUCCCUGAACAUGACCGCCGUGGGCAUCACAGAGAAUGUGAAGGGUGACGCCAAGAAGUUUGAGAUCUGGUACAACUCGAGGGAGGAGGUGUACAUCAUCCAGGCGCCAACCCCCGAAAUCAAAGCAGCAUGGGUGAGUGAGAUCCGAAAGGUGCUGACCAGCCAGCUGCAGGCCUGCCGGGAGGCCAGCCAGCACAGGGCCUUGGAGCAUUCGCACAGCCUGCCUCUGCCUACACCAGCCAGCACCAGUCCCUCAAGAGGAAAUAUGAGAAACACCAAAAAGCUGGAGGAGAGGAAGACAGACUCCCUGAGCCUGGAAGGAUAUGUGAGCGCCACCCUGUCCAAGCCCGCCGAGAAAGGCAAAGAUGACGCAGUCUCUAGCUCUGCCUCUGAGAGCUCUGCGCUGUCCAGAAAGCGCUUCACCCUGCAGGGCUUUGCCAGCCUCAAAGGGCAGAAAGCUUCUCCUACCAGUCCUGACAAAAAAGCUAAGCGGCAUGAAGUAAAGAGCGACCCGACUCCCUUUGGUUUGCGAGGCUGGAGCAAAGCAUCCCACUCCCUGGAGGCCCCCGAGGACGACGGUGGCUGGUCCAGCGCAGAGGAGCCCAUCAACUCAUCUGAUGCUGAGGAAGACGGCGGAGUGGGCCCCAAACAGCUGGUCCCUGGUAAAUACACUGUCGUGAUGGACGAUGACAAGGGGGAGCCCAACACCCUCAAUAUGAGGAGCGGAGACGUGGUGGAAGUGGUAGAGGAGGGCACUGAGGGGCUCUGGUAUGUGCGGGACCUGACCAGCAGCAAGGAGGGCUGGGUGCCAGCCAGCAGCCUGUGCGUGCUCCUGGGCAAGUCCAGCUCGGCCCAGUGUCUGAACAGCUCAGAGUCGAGCCCAGGGUCGGCCGUGCUGAGCAACUCCUCAAGCUGCAGUGAGGGCUGCCCCGUGACCUUCGACCUCCAUGCAUAGUGGCCAGGCCUGGCAGGACACCAGGGCCCGCAGGCCAGCAUGCGAUCUCUGCGUUUUCUUUUGCUUGGGCUUGCUUAGUUUGGGGAGAGGCGGUGCUGCAGGAUCCAGCAAAGGAGGCCCCAUCCGUGCGUGGCCAUGGCAGGAUGCAUGGCCCUCAGCGCCCGACCCAGCCAGCCACGGCAUCUGCAGAGAAUCCUCCUGCUCAGAGGGGCCUCGCCGAGCAGCCACCCUGCACCCAGCCUGUCACUACCAACAGCCUGUGGAGGUGGCUUGGGACUCUCGUCUUUUAUAAGUUUUUUAUUUCCUUUAAACAGGGAUUAAUCCCAUGGCCAUUUUUGGUGGUACUUUGGCUUCAGAUCUUUACCAGGAAUCACUGUGUUUACAUGAAAUGACAAUUUGAUACUGUAUUUGAUAUAAAACUAUUUUUUUGUUACUGGGGCUUCCAUCGAAGCACAUUGUUUUUACCACUAAAUGGUGUGGGGGACUCUUUCUGCACUCCCUGAGGUGCUCCUGCUGCAGGUGACAGGGACACGGCACCUGGUAAAGUCAGUGGCAGCUCCAUACCCAAAGGCAGCGAAAGACCAAGGAGGUCCAUCCACCUGCAUAUGUUUCAUGUUCACAGGAAAAUUUAAGCUAUAAUUUAAAAUAUUGACCUUCUUUUCUACAAAAAAAGGGGGAAUUAUCAGUUUUUUAAGAGCUUCGCUGAAUCAGGAUAUUUUUACUGUUUUUAAAGAAAAAUGUAAAGUUGUAAUUUCUGCAGGGUCUCUGUGGCUCGACGGUCAGCUGCACUUGGGACUUGGUCGCUCCCUGCUUCCCUACCUGUCCCUCCCCUAGGCAGGCAGGACCUCCGCACCCCUCCCCAGCGCCACCUGCUGCCUCCUUGCAGGAAGUCGCCCCCAGGUGCUGAGUCAGAGUCGCCAGGGCAGAUCUGGACGUGGGGAGGGUCCGCUUUAUCCAAGUCACGGCAGAACUAGGAUGAAAGCCCUUCUAUUCUUCUUUUCUGUGUGUCUCAGAAACCGAUCUCUUGUUCUGAAUCACUUCCUGUGCCCAGCAGGGCAGAUAUUUUUGUACGUGUGUAUAUAUGUUCACGUGUGUACAUUUGAUUUGAUGUAAAGGAUGUAUUUAUGUCUCAAGCUGCUGAACAGUGUCACUUUACAGUCCUCUCCCUGCCCCCUCUCCCGGCUGGCACUGCCCCACCGUGGUCGAGGCCACGCACUCUCCCCUCCCGCUGGUGCAGGGCCAUCUCUGGGCAGACCUCCAGAGAAUGGUAACCCAACAGAAGACGCAUGGACACUCGGGGGCUUUUCUUCUGGUUACACAGGUUUGCAAGGCACCGCGGGAUGCAGCUGGCCUGAUCUGUGUUCAGGCAGAGCUCCUUCUGUCCCAACAGGAGCCUGCCCUUCCUGUGGUCUCCUUCUCAUAACGGCACUUUAAAAUGUCACAUUUAAUUCACUGUUACUUUUCUUUUUUUACUGCUGAUGUAAAUGAAAUUUUAAAAUCAAGGUCUGUACUGUGUGGAUGAAGUUUGAAUAAAUGUCAGCACCUCCUGCUA
Molecule: messenger RNA, 5408 nt
Organism: Fukomys damarensis (Damara mole-rat)
Lineage: Eukaryota; Metazoa; Chordata; Mammalia; Rodentia; Bathyergidae
Gene: Mcf2l
Product: MCF.2 cell line derived transforming sequence like
Exons: 32
Coding region: 302-3856 (1184 amino acids)
Biological process (GO): positive regulation of Rho protein signal transduction; intracellular signal transduction
Cellular component (GO): cytoplasm; extrinsic component of membrane
Molecular function (GO): protein binding; guanyl-nucleotide exchange factor activity
Source: RefSeq, a predicted model, not a curated record